AUGGUGCAUAUUGAGGAAAGCCUACAAGUCCCUCGUGACUUUGAGGGAUUUGGAGAAGAAGGAUUCGACCCAAAAUGGCCCAACGGCGCGAAGAUUGCCGUCUCAUUUGUCUUGAAUUAUGAGGAGGGUGGCGAGCGCUCCGUUCUCGAUGGCGACGGCAUGUCGGAGCCCUACCUCUGGGAGAAGGGCGCAUCGGGGGGCUACCGGGAGAAUGCGCGGUACAUCAAUGCCGAGCACGACUUUGAGUACGGGAGCCGAGCGGCGUCGUGGCGCAUCAUGCGGCUGUUUCGCGAGUUUGGGUGGAAUUUCACCACCUAUGCCGUCGCCGUGGCGCUGCAGCGGAACCCCAAAUUUGCGCGCGCCCUCGUCCGCGACGGCCACGAGGUCGCUGCUCACGGUCUGCGCUGGAUCGAUACCUGGGACUACUCUCUCGAGGAGGACAAGGAGUACAUUCGCAAGGCCAUUUGUCUGAUCAAGGAGGUCACGGGCGAGUUCCCAGUCGGCGCCUACUUUGGACGUGGAACCCCUCAGACACACAUGCUCUUUCCAGAGGUGUGGAAAAGUGUUGGCGCCGACUUCCUGUGGUCAUCGGAGUGCUACAAUGACGACGUGCCGUACUGGCUUGACCUGCCGCAAGAGAAGAAUCUCCCAGACGAAGAGAAGAAGGGGAUGCUCCUGAUCCCGUACAACUACGACUGCAACGACGGCAAAUUCCACAUGUCGCCCGGUUUCGGAAGCUCAGUGGCCGAGACAUACGAGCAGUACCUCAAGAACACGUUUGACUGCCUAUAUCGCGAGGGCGGCAAGCUCAUGAACAUUCCCCUGCACACGAGGAUCAUUGGCAAGCCCGGCCGAUCAGAAGCACUUAGAAAGUUCAUGCAAUACAUCUCGGAAAAGGAAGGGGUUUGGGUGACUACGAGGAGGGAGAUUGCCAAGCAUAUGCACGAAAAGUUUCCAUACAAACCCAAUGGGGCGUGGAUACCAGAGAAUUGA
This is a messenger RNA of Pestalotiopsis fici W106-1, 993 nucleotides long. RefSeq lists its product as uncharacterized. The transcript has 4 exons. The record is from RefSeq and is a predicted model, not a curated record. Gene Ontology annotation, biological process: carbohydrate metabolic process. The coding region runs from base 1 to 993 and encodes 330 amino acids. Gene Ontology annotation, molecular function: hydrolase activity, acting on carbon-nitrogen (but not peptide) bonds. NCBI's taxonomy places the organism in Eukaryota, Fungi, Ascomycota, Sordariomycetes, Amphisphaeriales, Sporocadaceae.